Messenger RNA from Serpula lacrymans var. lacrymans S7.9, 883 nucleotides. RefSeq lists its product as uncharacterized. The annotation marks the transcript as partial. NCBI's taxonomy places the organism in Eukaryota, Fungi, Basidiomycota, Agaricomycetes, Boletales, Serpulaceae. The record is from RefSeq and is a predicted model, not a curated record. The transcript has 4 exons.
AAAUCCUCGACUCUCAUCGUUGUUAUCACUUAUUGGACUUUCGUCAUCAUGGCCACGACAAACGGCGAUUCUGCUGCACCCCGUCUAUCUCUGAAUGAUUUACGAUUGGCCGAGUCCGCUCCUGCAUCUUCUACCCCUACCCUUGAUGAGGCGUCUGAGAGAAACUCGAACGACGGCCCUGUCCAUCCUAAUCCACCUCUAUGGCCACAUCGUCUCUCAGCAUCCUUUUCUGCAAUGGCUGAGCAGAUCGCCGCUACUUCAGCUUUCACCACGACAGAACAACCUCCGGAAAUCAAUGUACUCAAAUCUCGCUUGGAUGAUAUAGAAAAAACGCAGCAGCGUAUGAGUGCAGAAUUUGAAGCAUUGAAAAUUCAAUUUACGCACUUGGACACGGAGAGUGGACCGUCACGAGAAGAUCUGGACAAAAAGAUCGCUGAUCUUACUGAGAUAGUGAAAGCAGAUCAGUCUCGACUGUACUCGCGACUACACAAUUCUCGCUGCACAGUUUUGAAGACGAAGAUCAAGGCACCUCCAACCGCUAACGGGAAGCCGCCACCGAAUUUUCCGGCUACGAGAGGAGAAUUUGAGCACGUCACGAAAGAGCGCUACGAAGCGAUUUUGAAGGCAUACGGCUUGCCUAUCAAAGGUGAUACAGACGCCAAACGAGAGGCCGUUCGGGUAUAUGUUGGUUUGCCAGAGGAUAACUGAGUUAGGAAUGGUUCAAUGUAGACAUGGAACUUUGCACGGAUGUCCCUUUCACGCUUCUGCCACCCGCGUACGCUUUCCGAAUUUAUCAUGGGCGCUCGAUCCGAUGCCUGCUUUGAUCAGCUGAAUGGCCUCGCCUAAGAUUAAUUUCCAUAACCUACUUGUAGCCCUCCCAUUC